UAAGAGGACAGUCAGAGCCUUAUUGGCAUAUUUUCCACAAAGGCCUCCUUGGCUGUAAUGUCAACAACUGGCUCCAUCCAGCUCAGCAAACAGCAAAAGUCAGUGACAGGAAGAGAAACGCCCAGUUGCUGCUGCAGGCGGGGUGAGUCUCUGAACUCAGGAAAGUGAAACUAACCCAGUUUCACUGCCGGGAGGGAGCCAUGGCUGCAGAGAACCCCAUGGAAAGUCUCCAGGAAGAAGUGACUUGUCCCAUCUGUCUGGAGUAUUUCACAGAACCUGUCACUCUGGAGUGUGGGGACAAUUUCUGCCGAGCCUGUGUCACCCAGUGCUGGCAGGGAUCAGAUACAGACUUCUCCUGCCCUCAGUGCAGAGAAACUGUGCAACAGAGAAAUCUCAAGCUGAACAGGCAGCUGGCAAAUGUCCUAGAAAUAGUCAAACAGCUGAAUUUACACAAAGCAAAAGGAGCGGGAGGGGAUGGUGUGUGUGGGGAACACCAGGAGCCUCUCAAACUGUUCUGUGAAGAGGAUCAAACCCCCAUCUGUGUGUUGUGUGACAGAUCACAGGCUCACAGAGCUCACACUGUGGCUCCCAUAGAGGAGGCUGCCCAGGAGUACAAGAAGAAAAUUCAGACCCAUUUGAAGACUCUGAGGAAAGAGAGAGAAAAGCUCCUGAGACUGAAUAUGAUUGUAAAGAAUAGAAUCCAGGAAUAUCUGAAACAAACACAAACCAAGAGGCAUAAGAUUGUGUCUGAAUUUCAGCAACUGCAGCAAUUCCUGGAGGAACAAGAGCGACUCCUGCUGGCCCAGCUAGAAAAGCUGGACAAGAAGGUUGUAAAGAUACAGAAUGAAAGUACCACCAAAUGCUCUGAGGAGAUUUCCCGUCUCAGUGAGCUGAUUAGUGAGAUGGAGGGGAAGUGUCAGAAGCCAGGGAGUGAAUUCCUGCAGGAUGUCAGAAGCACCUUGAGCAGGUGUGAGAAGGGGAAGUUCCAGCAGCCGGCAGAGAUUUCUCUUGAACUGGAAAAGAGCCUGAGUGAUUUCGCCCAGAAAACUAUUGCUCUAAUGGAGACGCUGAGGAAGGUCAAAGGGAUUCCAGCUGUGUGUUGCUGCACUUUUUAAUGGCCUCUGUUUACUGUGUGCCCGCCAUCUCUGUCGGAAAAGAUGGAUCCUGCCCUGCUGUGUAUUGUUGUGGUCACUUUUAUGGACAUAUCGCGGAUGGUCAUGCAGUAUAUCAUGAACUCCCAAUCUGAAUAGGAAUCAGAAUUGCUUGACCUGCUGUGUGCCAUGGAAGGAAACAACACCAGAUUACUUUUGCAUUCACGGAAUAGCUGCGCACAGUGGACCAUCACAUCUGGGCUCGGGAAACAAACACAGAGUGGUGGGGUCGCAUCAUUAUGCAGGUCUGGGAUGAUGAGCAGUGGCUGCAGAACUUUCAGAUGUGGAAAGCCACCUUCCUGGAACUGUGUGUGGAGCUCACCCCAGUACUGCAGUGCAAGGACACCAAAAUGAGAGUUGCCAUUUUGGUGGAGAAGCGCAUGGCGAUCGCUGUGUGGAAGCUGGCAACUCCAGACUGCUACUGGUCAGUCGUGAAUCAGUUUGGAGUCGGGAAGUCCACCACUGGGGCUGCGUUAACGCAAGUGUGCAGGGCCAUUAAUUACAUCCUGGUUCAAAGGACUGUGACUCUUGGCAAUGCGAGUGAAAUAGUGAAUGGCUUUGCGGCAAUGGGAUUCCCUAACUGCGGUGGGGUGAUAGAUGGCACACAUAUUCCAAUUUUGGCACUGGACCAUCUUGUGACAGAGUACAUCAAUAGAAAGGGGUGUUGCACUUCUUUAUGGUGUUGCAGACGCUUGUGGAUCACCAUGGGUGUUUCACUGACAUCAAUGUGGGGUGGUCCGGGAAGGUGUGUGACGCAUGCAUCUUCAGGAACACUGGCCUGUACAGAAAUUUGCAGUCAGUGGGGGGAUGUUGAAAUGCCCAUAGUGAUCCUGGGAGACCCAGCGUUCCUCUUAAUCCUAUGGCUCAUGAAGUCUUACAUGGGAAACCUGGAGCACUUCAAUAAUAGGCUGAGCAGGUGCAGAAUGACUGUAGAAUGUGCAUUUGUCAAAUUAAAAGUGCACUAGCCCUGCCUUUAUAGCAGGUUAGACCUAAAUGAGGAAAAUAUUCACAUGAUCAUAGCAGCCUGCUGCGUGCUCCAUAAUAUUUGCAAGGCUAAGGAUGAAAAGUUUCCCCAGUGAUGGAGCACAGAGGCGGAUCGCCUGGUGACUGAUUUUGAGCAGCCAGAUACCAGGGCUCUUAGAGGGGCACAACGGGGGGCUAUUCGAAUCCAGGAGGCUUUGAGACAACAUUUUGACAAUGAGCACCAGUAAUAUGUCUAUCUAUACAGCACUCUGCCAUGCUUUGUUAACUUGCCACCUUGCAUGAAAAUAGCAAUGAUUCCUGAUUCGGAUUUUUACUCAGCAAAUGAUCAAAUUGCCACUACGUAUUACUACCAGCAGCAAACACCAUGUCUAGGAAACAAAUAAAG
Messenger RNA from Terrapene triunguis (Three-toed box turtle), 2520 nucleotides. Its product is annotated as zinc finger protein RFP-like. The coding region runs from base 201 to 1115 and encodes 304 amino acids. The record is from RefSeq and is a predicted model, not a curated record. NCBI's taxonomy places the organism in Eukaryota, Metazoa, Chordata, Testudines, Emydidae. Gene Ontology annotation, molecular function: protein binding; zinc ion binding. The transcript is spliced from 6 exons.